Messenger RNA from Drosophila eugracilis, 803 nucleotides. Its product is annotated as transmembrane protein 256. The transcript has 3 exons. NCBI's taxonomy places the organism in Eukaryota, Metazoa, Arthropoda, Insecta, Diptera, Drosophilidae. The record is from RefSeq and is a predicted model, not a curated record. Bases 136 to 681 code for a protein of 181 amino acids.
UUCCAGAGUCCAAUCGAUUAAGAAACAUCGACUAGAGCCGCUAGUCCGGCAACGCCCGGGAAUUUUGCGUCAAAAUUUUUAGUAGCGCUGCAGCUGAUUUUCCAGCGCCAAAUAAAGUUUGAACAACAGUACACUAUGUCAGUCGCCGACACUCUUGAAUACGUGACCCUUGGCAAUCCUGUCAGCAAAAUGGUGGCUUCAUCCGCAUCCGCAUUGCUCCGCACUCUCGGCUUGCGUCCGAAGAAGGUACCAGUGCAAGAAACAAACAUGUCAUUGCAUCCUUCUGCCCAUAACUACGUCCAUCCACAUCGAGAUCUCUAUAGCCUGGCCGGUAGUCAUUACCACUUUGUGCGUUUGGCCGGGCUUGGCGGGGCAUCCGCCAUCUUUAUGGGCGCCUACUGCAAGUAUGUCCUGAAGGACGUCAGCGAUCCCAAGGAGCAGGUGGAUUCGCAAGCCUUCGCCGAUGUUGCCAAUCGUAUCCACUUCCUGCAUUCAUUCGCCAUGAUGGCCAUGCCACUGGCUCACUACCCAAUAUUCACUGGUACAUUGAUGAUUACGGGUACAAUGCUAUUCAGCGGCUGCAUGUACUACCGCGCUUUGACUGGUGAGAAGAAGCUGCAGCCGUUCGCGACCGUCGGAGGAUUCUGUUUGAUGGCCGCGUGGCUUUCGCUGGUCAUGUAGGAUAAGCGAAAAGAGGGGCUACUUAUGUAUAUCUUAUAUUUAGUACAUACUAAACAGUUAUGUAGUCGGAGUGGCAACCAAAGCUAUGCCAAGUUUAACAUAUAACAUCAGCUAAAAAUGAA